AUGCAUAUUUUUAUCAUUUUCUGCUUUGUAAUAAGUGCAUCCGGUCAGUUAAUGAAACCUGAAUUUGUGAAAGAGAAUCGACAAGUAUGCAUGAAGAUAUCAAGAGACCCAUUCUUUGACAUAGACUUAGUUGUUGGUAAGCCGUGGCGAAUUUACCACACUUGGAAUAUGAAACUGGACACUAAAUGUUUGGAUAUGAUUAUCAAAAAUGCUACUAGAUCGAUAAUCAAGAGAAUUUGGACAGAUAUGUAUGAGUACUUAGAACAGCAGCCUACAUGGGAUGCCGCGACUCUCCAUAUAACUAUGGGAUCCGCGAAACACGAAAUGCUCCUGUUUGCUGAUAAUGGACCAGCUGGAGCUUUCUUGGCAGUUCCUAAUGUCAUUAGAGAUGCUAAUAUCAACCCAUUGCUCAAAGCGGUACCACUUCUUAAGUUCCAAAUGAAGUUAUUACGGGAAGGCAAAUUUCUUCUUGUAAUGGACUGUCACCUUGGUGGAGCGUCUCUUGCAGCAAGGUCUGAUCAACCACCGUACCGUUCAGAGAUCGCUGCUGAGGUAGCAACCCUGGAUAUUGGAGACGGUUAUCCAGCGUGCACAAAGGAAAUAAAUAAAGAAGAACAAUUCUUUCUGAAAUAA
Molecule: messenger RNA, 633 nt
Organism: Melitaea cinxia (Glanville fritillary)
Lineage: Eukaryota; Metazoa; Arthropoda; Insecta; Lepidoptera; Nymphalidae
Exons: 3
Coding region: 1-633 (210 amino acids)
Source: RefSeq, a predicted model, not a curated record